AUCUGCGGGAUUUGGAAUAUAUUAUCCUAAUUUUUUUGUUCACGUGUUAAAGGUGAAUAAUUUAUAGCUGAGAGCUUGUGCAUGUUGCUCUCUCUUGACCGGGUGGUGCAGGAAAAUGGCGUCAACCGAUGUAAAGGAUGCCCAGCCUGGUAAUUCAGACAGCUACGAUGUGACGAUCAAAGACAGCAAGACUGGGGGGAAGAAGUCAAAAAAGGCAGAGUUAGAUGAUUUGAAAAAGGAAAUUGAAUUUGAUGAUCACAAAGUCCCGAUUGAGGAACUGGUCGACCGACUUGGAGCAGAUGUCGACACUGGAAUGUCAAAAGAGAGGGCGGCAGAAAUUCUUGCCAGGGAUGGUCCCAAUGCCCUCUCCCCGCCUAAACAAACUCCAGAGAUAAUCAAAUUCUUGAAACAGCUGUUUGGAGGUUUCUCCAUGUUGCUGUGGAUAGGUGCUGUACUUUGUUUCCUUGCAUAUGGUAUCAGAGUUGCAAGAGAAGCAGAGCCAGCAUUAGAUGAAUUUUACUUGGGAUGUGUGUUGGCAGGUGUAGUCAUUAUCACAGGAUGUUUCAGUUAUUACCAAGAAGCAAAAAGCUCCAGGAUUAUGGAAAGUUUCAAAAAGAUGAUUCCUCAAGAAGCUCUUGUGUUAAGAGCAGGGGACAAACUAGUGAUGCCAGCUGAAGAUGUUGUCCUUGGUGACAUAGUUUUUGUUAAAUUUGGGGAUAGGAUUCCUGCAGAUCUUAGGAUUCUAGAAGCUAAAGGUUUCAAGGUAGACAAUUCAUCUCUAACUGGUGAAUCAGAGCCUCAGCAACGUAGCCCAGAGUUCACCAAUGAUAAUCCUCUAGAGACCAAGAAUAUUGCCUUUUUCUCGACAAAUGCAGUAGAGGGAACAGCAAAGGGUAUUGUUAUUGCAACUGGAGACAGAACUGUCAUGGGCAGAAUUGCACAUCUUGCUAGUGGACUUGGCGUGGGCAAGACACCAAUUGCAAAGGAAAUUGAGCAUUUCAUCAACAUUAUCACUGGUGUGGCAGUCUUCCUUGGUGUCAGCUUUUUCAUCAUCUCAAUCAGUAUGCAGUAUGAAUGGCUGGAGGCUGUUAUCUUUUUAAUUGGUAUCAUUGUUGCUAAUGUACCUGAGGGUUUGUUAGCCACUGUCACUGUCUGUCUGACACUUACUGCAAAGAAAAUGGCUGCCAAGAACUGUCUAGUAAAGCAUUUAGAAGCUGUAGAGACCCUUGGAAGUACAUCAGUUAUUUGCUCAGAUAAAACAGGAACACUCACACAAAAUCGUAUGACAGUUGCUCACAUGUGGUUUGAUAACACAAUUAUUGAAGCUGACACGACAGAAGAUCAAUCUGGAGUUGCACAUGAUAAGGGAUCCCAAACAUGGCAAGCACUUGCAAGGAUAGGAACAUUGUGUAACCGUGCAGAAUUCAGGACUGGAGAACAAGACAAGCCAGUUUACAAACGUGAGUGCAACGGAGAUGCAUCAGAGACUGCCAUCUUGAAAUUCACAGAGCUGUCAUUUGGCCAUGUCAUGGACUACAGAGCUAAAAACAAGAAGGUCUGUGAAAUUCCAUUCAAUUCAACCAACAAGUACCAAGUUUCGAUUCAUGAACAGGAAGGCGAUGACCAAAGAUACAUUCUUGUGAUGAAAGGUGCUCCAGAGAGAAUUCUGGAUAGGUGCUCAUCCAUCUUGAUAAACGGGCAGGAACAGGUACUGGAUGAGACUAUGAAAGAAGCAUUCAACAGUGCGUACCUCGAACUUGGAGGUCUUGGUGAACGUGUACUUGGAUUCUGUCAUUACUACUUGCCAGCUGAUCAAUACCCACGUGGCUACGAGUUUAUUGGUGAUGACCCACCAAACUUCCCAUUAGACAAACUCUGCUUUGUUGGUUUGAUGUCCAUGAUUGAUCCCCCAAGAGCAGCUGUACCUGAUGCCGUAUCAAAAUGUCGUAGUGCUGGUAUCAAAGUUAUCAUGGUAACUGGUGACCAUCCUAUCACUGCCAAGGCUAUUGCCAAGGGUGUGGGUAUCAUCUCUGAAGGCACUGAAACCGUUGAAGAUAUUGCACAGCGACUAAACAUCCCUGUUGAAGAUGUGAACAAGAAGGAGGCAAAAGCUUGUGUCAUGCAUGGAAGUCAGUUGAAGGACCUCUCCGCUGAUGAGCUUGAUCAGUUACUGAAGCACCAUACAGAAAUCGUGUUUGCCAGGACAUCACCACAGCAGAAGUUGGUCAUCGUUGAAGGGUGCCAGAGACUCGGUUCCAUUGUAGCUGUAACUGGUGAUGGUGUUAAUGACUCCCCUGCCUUAAAGAAAGCCGAUAUUGGUGUUGCUAUGGGUAUUUCUGGAUCUGAUGUCUCAAAACAGGCCGCUGAUAUGAUCCUGCUUGAUGACAACUUUGCUUCAAUCGUCACAGGUGUAGAAGAAGGUCGUUUGAUUUUCGACAACUUGAAAAAGUCAAUCGCAUACACAUUGACAAGUAACAUUCCUGAGAUCUCACCAUUCCUUAUGUUCAUUUUGUUGGCAAUCCCACUACCUCUUGGAACAAUCACAAUCUUGUGUAUUGAUUUGGGUACUGAUUUAGUACCUGCCAUUUCCCUUGCUUACGAGAAAGCUGAAACUGAUAUCAUGAAGCGAAUGCCAAGGGACCCUGUUAGAGACAAACUUGUCAAUCAGAGGCUUAUCAGUUUGGCUUAUGGUAUGAUUGGUAUGAUUCAGGCCGCCGCUGGUUUUUUCACAUACUUUGUUAUUCUUGGCGAGUGUGGAUUCCGCCCAAGCAUGCUCGUUGGAUUGCGAAAAGCUUGGGAUGACAAAAACAACAAUGCAGUCGUUGACAGCUAUGGAUCUGAAUGGACUUUCCAUCAACGUAAAGAAUUGGAGUUGACAUGCCACACUGCCUUCUUCGUAACUAUUGUCGUUGUGCAAUGGGCCGAUUUGAUUAUUAGCAAGACCAGACGACUCUCAAUCUUCCAUCAAGGAAUGACAAACUGGAUGUUGAAUUUUGGUAUAUUCUUUGAGACAAUGCUUGCUGCUUUCUUGUCAUACACGCCUGGUGUCCAACUUGCACUUAGAUUGAGACCGCUAAAUGCUUCCUGGUGGUUCCCUGGAUUCCCAUUCUCACUUCUCAUCUGGAUUUAUGACGAACUUCGAAGAUAUUUCAUCCGUCGUUAUCCUCACGGCUGGGUCGAGAGAGAAACAUAUUAUUAAGUGCUCAUCAACCGUUAUCCUUGGAACUGUAUAGAGGAUGUUACAGACCUAAGUAAAUUGAUAGGAUGUUCUCGUGUGCUUAAUCUUAAAUCUGAUUUUCUAACUAGAUCAAGUUGACUAUAAUUUAUGAAAACAGACAUUCCUCUUCAUUUAUUAAAGUCCUUUACUUUUUUUAUGAUAAGGCCCUUACUUUCGUCUUAUUCGAGUUUCAUGUUUAGCCAAAGUUUUUAAUUCUUUGAUUCGCAGGCCAUUUUCGUCAUGAAUCAUGCUAGUAUUUGUACAGAAGUUGUUUGCAUAAUGUUACCUAACCUCACUGAAUUUUCCUAGUUAGUAAAUUUUCACCAAUCGAAUUCCGAUCUUCAGUAGUAUUUCUCGGCAUGAGAAUCUGAACUUCGAAAUAUUUAAUUGCCAUGUUGUUCAUCUUUGUUCCUCGAGUGAUUUUAAAAUCGAAUUUGUUAAUUUGUUAUAUUUUCAUCUUGGUUUAACUACGAAUUUUAUCAUGUAGAUGGAUUUCUUAAGACUGCAAUAAUGUGUAUGUUUUCGCUUGCAUCCAAAACCGUAUAACAGUUGUUUUGUCAUUCGUCAAGGGCUGCAUGCUGAAGGUUGUCACGAGGGCUCCUCAGCGCUCGUCAACAUAAUCCUGUGGUAGCGCGAAAGAUUGUCAGAACUGUCACAUUUCCUGUCGUCCAAUCGAUGCUUUAACCUUUUUUUCCUGGGCAAGUCUACUUAAAAGAACCAACACCGGUGGUGUGUACCCAUUUUCGCCCCAUAUCUCUUUUGUCCCCUUAUCUGUUGCCCCUCGCAGCCCUGAUUUUUAAUGCAACCGCACUCGCUCGGUUUAACCCAAAUUGUUAUCACGCCUCUAAAAGAGUUUCUGAUUUUCCCAUUUAGGCAUCCAUGAAAGAGCACGGAAUGCUUUAGCACGCUAGGAUUUAAUAAUAGAAUAAUUCACGAACCAAUUCUAGUUCGGCUUUUCCUUAGAAUUUAAUCAAAAAGCUGCUCAGUUACCGAGAACAUUUAUGCUUUUAUUUUGACAAUUAGUAAACCCCCGUUGGAGUAGUGUCCCAAAUCGGUUAUAUUCAGUAGGAGGGUUGUUCUUUCGCACACAAUUAUGAGGAACACAUCUACUACGCACACAAUUAUGAGGAAAUGUUUCAUGAUCUCGUUUUAAUUUAAAUACUUCGUUGUUACGUUAAGAGUACUAAGUUUCCAGUGUGACAAUUAUGAGAAUGAGAGGAUAGGUUUGUUGAUGACACUAAAUAUUACACUGUUGUUGGAAA
Messenger RNA from Rhopilema esculentum, 4479 nucleotides. Its product is annotated as sodium/potassium-transporting ATPase subunit alpha. Lineage: Eukaryota; Metazoa; Cnidaria; Scyphozoa; Rhizostomeae; Rhizostomatidae. Gene Ontology annotation, molecular function: ATP binding; ATP hydrolysis activity; P-type sodium:potassium-exchanging transporter activity. The record is from RefSeq and is a predicted model, not a curated record. Gene Ontology annotation, biological process: sodium ion export across plasma membrane; potassium ion import across plasma membrane; intracellular potassium ion homeostasis. Gene Ontology annotation, cellular component: plasma membrane.